AAUUAGGUUCUGCCUUCUUCCUUUCCCGACCAAAAAUCUCUCGUUCUCUGUAAUUACGUUGCAGGUUCUUUUCGUCUCUUUUCUUCUUCCAUUGUUCCUUCUCUCUCCUCUGCUUCCUUUCCUGUUUAAACAACUCUCCUCUUUCCACUUCGCCUCCAAUUUCUCUCUCUGACAAAUCCAUUCUCCCUCUCUCUUUUUGAGUUCUAAAAUCCUUAACACAGAGUCACCAACACCACCGAGCUUUUGUUUUUGGUUUUGAAUAUGGUUUUUUGGUGGGUUACUUUAGAUUGUGUUUUUGCAUGAUUUACAUGUUUGUGGAUUUUCUUUAGGUAUUGAUGAGUUUUGGUUAUGGUUUGGUGCUUGUGGAUUUUUUCAUGAAUGUUGGAUAUAAUUUUUUCUCAGAUUCGAAUCUAAAUUUCAUGCCUUUUUUUAGCAUAUUUUGUUGUUUCUGCACUAGGACAGGACCAGUAACCCUCUCCACCCUUUUUUGAUGUUGAUUUUUUCAUUUGUUUUUCUUUUGGUCUUGACGCUAGAAAGAAAAGUUAGAUCAAAAGGAGGUAAAUAAUGGUAAAUCAAUUUUUUUGUACUUUAUUUUUUAUUAUAAUGUAAUAGCUAGGCCCAUUUUCUUGUAAUAAAGGCAGCGAAACGGGCCACCGAGCAGCUUGGCUUUGUUUUCGACAUAGGCCCGAACCCAUGGAGCAAGCCAGCCACCAGUUAGUUCCAAACGACAGAGUCUCAUAGAUCAAAGGCAAAACCCUGGAGGUUUUGUCAAGGGAGAGAAGAACGACAGUGUCAGUUCUUGCCUUUAUCAUCAACAGUUGGUUGUUUGUAGGUUCUUUCGGGUGCAAACCUAGCUUGGUAAAGAUGGAAUACGUGAGCCCUGAAGGACUCCGCCUGGACGGUCGCCGUCCCAUGGAAAUGAGACAAAUUCGUGCAGAGAUUGGUACUGUGGCCAGAGCUGAUGGUUCUGCUGUUUUUGAGAUGGGCAACACCAAAGUCAUUGCAGCAGUAUAUGGCCCUAGAGAGGUGCAAAAUAGGAGCCAACAAAUUAGUGACCAGGCACUGGUGCGCUGCGAGUACAGUAUGGCUAAUUUUAGUACUGGAGAUCGCAUGAGGAAACCAAAGGGUGACAGGCGGUCAACAGAGAUAUCUCUUGUCAUCCGUCAAACAAUGGAAGCUUGCAUAUUGACUCACCUAAUGCCUCGUUCUCAGAUAGAUAUAUUUGUUCAAGUUCUUCAAGCCGAUGGAGGAACUAGAUCUGCAUGUAUCAAUGCUGCGACUUUAGCUCUUGCAGAUGCUGGGAUCCCAAUGCGUGAUAUUGUCACUUCUUGCAGUGCUGGGUAUCUAAAUAGCACUCCUUUGCUUGAUUUGAACUACAUUGAAGAUAGUGCUGGAGGCCCUGAUGUCACUGUAGGAAUCUUACCUAAGUUGGACAAAGUGACUCUUCUUCAGAUGGAUGCUAAGUUACCUUUGGAUAUCUUUGAAAAUGUCAUGGGACUUGCAACUGAAGGCUGCAAGGCUGUAGCAAACUACAUUAGAGAAGUACUACUAGAGAACACCAAGCAACUGGAGUAUCGCCGCGGUUUAUAGUUUAUAAGCAGUGUAAGAAAAAAAUCCACCGAUUGUUGACGUAUCUGAUCAAUUUGACAAAAUAUACUGUAGCAUUGUACUAAUGUUCAGAUGCUAAAUCUCUAUUCCGACUUUUGAUCUUUUAUAGACCAUUAUGAUUUGUUUUUUGGGGCUGAAAUUUGGUCUCUUAUUAUUAUUUCUUUUCUG
Theobroma cacao (cacao) is the source of this 1776-nucleotide messenger RNA. It is a transcript of the gene RRP41, whose product is annotated as 3'-5'-exoribonuclease family protein. NCBI's taxonomy places the organism in Eukaryota, Viridiplantae, Streptophyta, Magnoliopsida, Malvales, Malvaceae. The record is from RefSeq and is a predicted model, not a curated record. Gene Ontology annotation, biological process: rRNA catabolic process; poly(A)-dependent snoRNA 3'-end processing; U4 snRNA 3'-end processing. Gene Ontology annotation, cellular component: nuclear exosome (RNase complex); nucleolus; cytoplasmic exosome (RNase complex). Gene Ontology annotation, molecular function: RNA binding.